GAAUCCCCCAAAUCGGAGCCCAAUCCCCUAAACAGACACCACCAUAAACUGCCCAAAUCUCGCCCAUUUCAGCCCACUCUAGCCCACACCGUCAUCUUCUCCCUCUCCCUUCAUCCACCAACGCACCAAAACGCACCAGCGCACCCUACUAAACUCAACUACUACUACUACUCCACCCCCGAUUCUAGUAAGGUAUCACCACGCCUCGACCACAACCACCAUCCAUCAUUACCACACUCAACCCCCCCCACCCUUACUCCCUUUCGAACCUCAAUCCCCCCAAGACCUUUCUCCAACAAACCCGCCUUACCCACUCCUCACAAUCCUCUCUUGAACCUUCUUGGUUGUCUUGGAGUCCUUGGCCGAAAGAUUCAUUAAGCAUCACAACUGUCUCCUCUUGGUCGGUCGCGAGUGCUUUAUACUGACCGCUCUUGCGUCUUUGCCUCCCGGUCCCCUUUACGUCGUGGCGAGGUGACGACAAUCCCAUUGUUCGCAUGCAGCCGCCCUCUUACGUCUCUCCUCCAAGUGCUGGCUAGGGAGCCCACCGCGACCCGUCCUUUGAACAAACAAGGGACUCGAUCUAAACCAGACGAUCCCUUCGUCCUGACCGCAACGGACCAUCGAGUCCAGCCGGCACGCUUCUCGACUCGACCCGAAGGGCCUCGAUUCGGUGACCUCACGACGACCCGCGACGCAUCCUAUGACCCUUCAACGCAUUACGAACCCCUCUGCUACCUCAACUCGACCUGACAUUACUCUACACUCUACGACUACCACAGACACAUAAUUCACAAUGGACCCUAUGGACGGAGUGUACAGAUCGACGAGCCUCGCAGAUCGCCGUGCAUCCAUGGCCAAUUCAGAGGAAGGAACCGCUCCCUCACCCACCCGCAACGUCCUCACCCUCGACACAUUGAGCACCAGAAUGCCGGCCCGAGUCGAGAAGAUCGUGCAGACGAGGCCUCGAGGCCCUCCAACCCCGAACCUCACGACACCCGCCGAACUAGACUCACCUACACACUCGAAUCAUGAUCCGCCGCCGCCGCCAACGCCAGCAGCGAGUCCGGGACCGGACAACAUGAGGCCGGAUUGGAGCGCGGCAGGAGACCAGGAAGACAUAUUCCUCGCGCAGAUCCGACAAUACUUCAAGCAGCGAUCAGGGCCAGAGCGUACGAGGAUACUGGGGGACCUGUUGAACCUGUGCACAAGCCAGCAGCUUAGUUUUGUAUCACAAUAUGUCAGCCCGCUGCUAAAGAAGGACCCCUUCACCAGCCUGCCGGACGAGUUAUGUUUGAGGGUGCUGUCAUUUAUCGACGAUGGGAAGGUCUUGGCCCGAGCGUCACAGGUCUCACGCAGGUGGAGGGAUCUAUUGGCUGACGACAUGACGUGGAAGAACCUCUGUGAGAGACACGAUUACAGGCGCCGACUCUCUGUCCGCGACGACACCAUCGAGCCGAAUAGUCCUAUUCCACCGUUGCCUGUGAGGCCUCAAGCAUAUCCCCUUGUGACGUCCGCGCCGCAACUCUUCGGCGCCAACUACGUCGCCUCAGCCCCGCCUUUCACAUCCCACUCGCGCAGUUUCGAUACUGCGACGGCGCACUCGAAGAUGACGAAGAGGCCGCCCAUCAGAUCGCACAAGUCAUACUUCAAGCAGAGGUACUUGGUUGAGACGGCGUGGAGGGCUGGCGGACAGCAUGUUUCGCGACACAUUACGCAGGAUCAGGGCGUUGUUACCAGCUUACAUCUGACGCCGAAGUACAUUGUCGUCGCACUCGACAAUGCUAAGAUUCACGUUUUCGAUACUGAUGGUGAUAAUCAGAAGACCCUGCAGGGCCAUGUUAUGGGUGUGUGGGCGAUGGUUCCGUGGGGCGAUACACUUGUUAGUGGAGGAUGUGAUCGUGAUGUUCGGGUCUGGGACAUGGCUUCUGGCGAGAGUAGACAUACCCUGAGGGGUCAUACAUCGACUGUGCGAUGUCUGAAGAUGUCCGAUGCCAACACCGCCAUAUCCGGAUCCAGAGACACAACCCUUCGAAUCUGGGACAUCAAAACCGGCCUCUGCAAGAACGUCCUCGUCGGCCACCUCGCCAGCGUCCGAUGUCUCGAGAUCCACGGCGACAUCGUCGUCUCCGGCAGCUACGACACCACCGCCCGCGUCUGGAGCAUCUCCGAAGGCCGCUGUCUCCGCACCCUCAACGGCCACUUCAGCCAGAUCUACGCCAUCGCCUUUGACGGGAAGCGCAUCGCGACAGGCAGCCUCGACACCAGCGUGCGCAUCUGGGAUCCGGAGAAUGGGACCUGUCAGGCUAUACUGCAGGGCCACACGUCGCUUGUGGGACAGCUGCAGAUGCGUGGGAAUACGCUUGUUACGGGCGGAUCGGACGGGUCGGUGAGGGUAUGGUCGCUGGAGAAGAUGGCGCCUAUUCAUCGGCUGGCGGCGCAUGAUAAUAGCGUCACUAGUCUGCAGUUUGAUGAUAAUCGCGUGGUCAGUGGUGGCAGCGACGGACGUGUGAAAGUCUGGGAUCUCAAAACCGGACACCUCGUGCGCGAACUCACCGCCCCCGCUGACGCGGUGUGGCGCGUCGCGUUCGAGGAGGAAAAGUGCGUGGUCAUGGCGAGUCGGUCGAAUAGGACAAUUAUGGAGGUGUGGUCGUUUUCGCCGCCGCUGGAGGCUGCCGGCCAGGAGAGAACGGGGUUUAUGCAUAAUCUCCCCCCGAGACCGUUGAGUGAGACGGGGUAUCGGUUUACGGGGGCGGAUGAGGAUAUGGGGGGGUUGGAGGGGGGGGAUGCGACGACGUAUGCGAGGGAUGAUAUUGAUAUGGAGGACGCGGGGCCUUCGACGGCACCGCCGAGGCCGAGGACGUUUCUUGAUGAUUGA
This is a messenger RNA of Pseudogymnoascus verrucosus, 2875 nucleotides long. RefSeq lists its product as uncharacterized. Gene Ontology annotation, cellular component: Set1C/COMPASS complex. The record is from RefSeq and is a predicted model, not a curated record. Bases 794 to 2875 code for a protein of 693 amino acids. NCBI's taxonomy places the organism in Eukaryota, Fungi, Ascomycota, Leotiomycetes, Thelebolales, Thelebolaceae. Gene Ontology annotation, molecular function: histone binding. The transcript has 3 exons.